AUGUCGGCCGCGGGGGAGGACAUAGUGCAGCACCUCUCGUCGAAUUCCAACCCGUCCUCGUCCAAGCUCGCCAAGCUCGAGGCGCGCAUGGCCGGCAAGGCCGUCUCGGUGCCGCCCCCGUCGCCGCCGCACCACCCGGUGGUCGCCCCCGCCUCGGCCCCCACCUUCAUGGACCAGGAGGAGCUGCCCGAGUCCUCCUCCUCUUCGGAUGAUGAUAAUGGCGAGGAGUUCUUGAUACAGAAGAACACACUGAAGCGUCCGAGAUCCCCGGAUGAUGACCAUGGCCUAGCUCUUGGAAAUUUUGAGGGAUCAGCUAAUGCGGCAGCAAAAGUAUUAGAUGUCAUGGACACACGACUCCCUUCGGAAAACCCAAGCAGAAAAAGGCAGGGCCGUGGAAGGGGACGUGGUGGAACAGGACGAGGGCGUGGCUCAAAGACGGUUGAUCAAACGCGCCAUACUUCGGCUUCUUCAGUAACUGUCUCAAAUGGUCAACAUGACAAAUUAACCAACAUGGAUUCCCGAACAAGUGUUCUACCUGGGAAUGAUGACAGGACUGCUUUACACGAAGAAUUAUCACUGUUACGUGGUAAAGUUGCAUUUUUGGAGGAGGAGCUUAACAAAUCGCGUCAAGAAGUAACGGAGUAUCACCAACUUAGUGAUAGGUUAGCUAAGGAAUUGAAGGAUUUCAAGGAUCAAGAUCAACAAAAGAAAUCAAAGCAAAUGAAGGUCCUAUCUGAUCUGCUCAUAGCAGUAUCAAAAGCAGAAAGGCAAGAAGCACGGAUGAAGUUAAAGCAGGAAUCUUUCAGACUCGGGAACAUUGGUGUUAUGAGAGCUGGGACUGUCAUAUCUGAAACAUGGGAGGAUGGUCAGGCAAUAAAGGACCUUAAUGCGCAUCUUAAAUCAUUGCUGGAAACUAAAGAGGCUGUUGAAAGACAUCGUAAAUCUCUAAAGAAACGACAAUCAUCUGAUAAGGGUGAUGGAAGUGAUGCUGAAACUAGCAUGUCCGAGGAAGAUUUCCUCUUACAGGACGAGAUAUGUAAAUCUCGGUUAACAAGUAUCAAGCGGGAGGAAGAACAGUAUCUGCGAGAAAGAGAUCGAUAUGAAUUAGAAAAGGGUAGGCUUAUACGUGAAAUGAAGCGUCUCAGAGAUGAGGAUGGAUCCCGCUUUAAUAACUUCCAAAUUCUUCACCAUCGAUAUGCUCUGUUAAAUCUUCUUGGAAAGGGAGGGUUUAGUGAGGUGUACAAGGCUUUUGACUUGGUGGAAUACAAGUACGUGGCCUGUAAACUUCAUGGUUUGAAUGCUCAGUGGAGUGAGGAGAAAAAGCAAAGCUACAUACGGCAUGCGAUUCGUGAAUAUAAUAUCCAUAAGACUCUGGUGCAUACAAACAUUGUCAGGCUAUGGGACAUAUUCGAGAUUGAUCACAACACAUUCUGCACUGUCCUAGAAUAUUGCAGCGGCAAGGAUCUCGAUGCAGUCCUUAAAGCAACGCCAAUUCUUCCAGAAAAGGAAGCAAGGAUCAUAAUUGUUCAAGUGUUUCAGGGCCUUGUUUAUCUUAACAAAAAGGCUCAAAAGAUCAUCCACUAUGACCUCAAACCAGGCAACGUUCUCUUCGACGAAGUUGGUGUUACAAAAGUCACAGACUUUGGCCUCAGCAAGAUAGUGGAGGAUGACGUUGGGUCUCAGGGAAUGGAACUCACUUCGCAGGGAGCUGGAACCUAUUGGUAUCUGCCACCAGAAUGCUUUGAUCUCAGCAGAACACCAUUUAUUUCAUCUAAGGAACAUACAAGGGGAGAGAUUGAGCUGGCGGCACCGUACAAGGGAGCUGGGUGGGAGAGAGUGGCUGUGAGUGAUGAUUUAGAGCUGCUAGGGUUUCUGUUGGGUCAUAUAGGCCAGGCUGUUGGACCUAAUGGGCUGGCUCAGGGAUUCCUGUUGAUCCAAUUGUCACAUAAGGUGGAUGUUUGGUCAGCUGGUGUAAUGUUUUAUCAGAUGCUAUAUGGGAGGCGUCCUUUUGGCCAUGACCAGACCCAAGAGAGAAUACUUCGAGAAGAUACAAUUAUCAAUGCACGCAAGGUGGAAUUCCCUUCAAAGCCAACUGUAUCAAACGAGGCAAAGGAACUGAUACGCCGUUGCUUGACAUACAAUCAAUCGGAGAGGCCAGACGUACUAUCAAUAGCUCAAGAUCCUUAUCUCUCUUAUGCAAAGAGGAUUCGUGCUAUCGGGGAGGGAAAGAGGAAGAGGCAUGUGAGCUGGCAAGGUGGGAGCAAGGUCGUUGAGGUGAGGGGCGAGGAGGACCUAGGACGGAGGAUUGUCGCCACCGUCUAUAGCCAGAGAUACAUGAUGACCGCGUUCAGUAUGCUUAUAUAUGGGCCAGAUCACAAUUAA
This is a messenger RNA of Triticum turgidum subsp. durum (durum wheat), 2382 nucleotides long. The record is from the annotation of a GenBank genome assembly. NCBI's taxonomy places the organism in Eukaryota, Viridiplantae, Streptophyta, Magnoliopsida, Poales, Poaceae.